UUGCAAUUACAACAAAUGUUUUCAUUACAACUUUUAGAGGUGCAUCAAAUAUUACAAUCAUCAACACCCUAAUUAUUGGUCAACAUCACAACGGGAUGCAACGUCAAACCCCAACCAAGAUACUUGUACCUCUUAAUGGUAAGACAAUUUAGCAGUGCCGUCGUGGGGUAGGUCGUGCGGGAUGACAGUAGAACUCAAAUUUGCAGGUAGCCUACCCGACCAAACCUGGUCAAUGCGAGUAAAACCCUCUUUAAAGGAUUGCGGGUCGGGUUUGGCUUUAACUCGUUAUACUGGGUUGGGUUGAGUUUGAGUUUAGCCAUAUCCAACCCGUGGAUACUUGCACCCAAGUCCAUACUCCCACGACCCUCAAAACCCUUAACUAAUUAACUAUAAUUUCUAAACUAAUUACUGACAACUUUAAUUAAUCAUAUUGUUUGUGGAUGUUUAUCUUUAAUAUUGAACAAUUGUAUGAAUGAUUUGUGAGUUAGUGUGUCUGUACAUCUUUGUACAUGAACCUAUGGGUACCCAUGAACCCGCAGAUACCCAGCAGUUGGAUUGAAUUUGAGUUUUCCUAAUCCAGAGGGUUUUACCCCGGAUUUUUUUUAUGGAUAAACCCAUAAAUUUGAGUUUGGGUUUGGCAUAACCCGUACCAACCCGACCCAUUAUCACCCCUACCUAAAUCUGAUGCCCCUCAAAGUCCCAUGUGAUGAUCCCAGAGGCGUCUGACUGACUGUUGCGGGUUUGGUCCCGUUCCGUCAUAAAAAAAUGUUCGCCAAAAACCCUAAUAACUAACCAAAUGAGGUAAAGUAACUAACAAUCUUUUCUAUAGGGUCAUUUUAGGGGUGGAAAACAGGACGAUAUUGGGUACCCGUCCCGUUUGAAACGGGUACCCAUUCCUGUUUGGAGGGCAAAGCUCAUCCCAUAUCCCAAACCCGAAAGGGUAACAGGUACCCGUUAACCCGUACGGGACGGAUAAUGGGUACCCAAACUACCCGUUAAUACCCAUUUAACAUGGGAAAUUUAUAAAAUUACACAUGGAACAAAAUAACAAUAUUAUACUUGAAACAAAAUAAAAUAAGCAUUAAAAAUAGGGCUACUGUCUGUAUGGUAUAAGACAUAAUAAUAUAGCUACUGUCUACUUGUCCUUGAAAAUGAAAAUAAAAUUUGAAGUACAAAAUAACAAGGCUAAGAAGCUACUGUCUCUUGCGCACACAAAUGAAAAAAUUCCCAGCUACCUCCCGACCAACUGCGUCAAGGAGAACAAGAAGCGGUCACUAAUUUGUGAUUUGCGGGCAACCAACAGAAGCCAAGUAGUCGCCCAAGGCCUGGGCUUGGACUAGCGACUGGGCUUGAGCUGAGCUCGGAUCUUGGGAUGGGAACUGGGUUUCAGUUUUGGACUAAAUGUCUAAAUGAAAUUUAAUAAAUUUUAAUAGGUAAUACGGGUACCCAAACUACCCAAACGGGUAUUAGUGGGCAACCCGCGGGUACCCGAUAUUGAGAUUCUUAAUCUCAAGUCCCAUCCCGCAACAAAUAUAACGGGUAUUUGAGUACCUGUAACCUCAAAAAAUGGGACGAAUUUGGGUAUAUCCAAAUACGUUUCCCGUUGUCCACUCCUAGUCCAUUUGUCACUGAGUUACCAAAUGGAAACAAGUCCAAACAAGCAAAGAAAUGACGAGACCGUUGUCCAUUAGUUUUCCUCUUCGGCUUACCAAAAAUCUCCUCACGUCACAAUGUUCUCAUCCUUAUACCAUCGCUGCUGCACACCUUUAAUUAUCCUCCUUCCCUCCUCCGCCAAUCCUCUUUCGUUUUCACCGCCACUACGCCUCGCUCGCCGUCUCCGUCUCUCCGCCCAACAAGUCUCCUUAUAUUCAAACUCUCCCUCCUUUCCAAUCCCACCAACCAACAACCACCAAAAACCUUCUCCUCCUCGUCCUUUCUCCUCUCUCUCCGCUUCUCCCCUCCUAACGUCACCGCCAUCAACAAUGGGCUCCCUCUCCGCUCCCGCCGGCGGAUUACUGCCGUAUCCUCCCGCGCGCAGGGACGAGUCCGUCGUCGAGGAUUACCACGGCGUCAAGGUCUCCGAUCCUUACCGAUGGCUGGAGGAUCCUGAUUCGGAGGAGACCAAGGCGUUCGUGGAAGAGCAGGUGAAGCUGACGGAUUCCGUGCUGAAGACCUGCGAUGCGAGGGAGAAGCUCAAGGAGAAGAUUACCAAGCUGUUCGACCAUCCCCGCUACGAAGCGCCGUCCAAGCGUGGGGACAUGUACUUCUACUUCCACAACACCGGGCUCCAGGCCCAGAGCGUUCUCUACGUUCAGGAUGGCUUGGAAGGGGAGCCGGAGGUGUUGCUUGAUCCGAAUACGCUGAGCGAGGAUGGCACUGUGGCGCUGGGAAAUCUUUCGGUGAGCGAGGAUGGCAAGUACUUGGCCUACGGGGUUAGCUCGAGCGGGAGCGAUUGGAUAACAAUCAAGGUCAUGCGAGUUGAGGACAAGAGAGUUGAGGAAGACACGAUAUCAUGGGCAAAGUUUACUGGGAUCAGUUGGACGCAUGAUAGCAAAGGGUUCUUCUAUAGCCGUUACCCUGCUCCCAAAGAUGGGGAGAAGUUAGAUGCUGGGACAGAGACCAAUAUCAAUCUAUAUCAAGAAUCAUAUUACCAUUUCUUGGGUACAGAUCAAUCCGAGGACAUUCUGUGUUGGAAAGAUCAAGAAAACCCCAAGCACUUCUUCGGUGCAUCAGUGGCAGACGAUGGAAAGCAUGUUCUUCUACAUAUCAGCGAGGGGUGUGAUCCAGUCAACAAAAUAUACUACUGUGAUAUCUCUACACUUCCUGGAGGACUAGAAGGUUUUAAGGGAUCAAACAAACUUCUCCCUUUCACUAAGCUUGUGGAUAACUUCGAUGCUCAGUAUGAACCGGUAGCAAAUGAUGGCACCACAUUCACUUUCUUGACAAAUAAGGAUGCUCCUAGGUAUAAGCUAGUCCGAGUGGACUUGAAUGACCCGAGUUCAUGGACAGAUGUUGUCCCGGAAUCCGAGAAGGAUGUACUAGAGUCAGCAGAUGUGGUCAACGGGGAGAAAUUGAUACUUAGUUACCUGAGUGAUGUCAAGAAUGUGUUGGAGAUCAGGGACCUAAAGACGGGUUCCUUCCUGCAUCAACUGCCUAUUGAUAUAGGUACUGUGACUCGGGUAUCUGCAAGGAGACAGGAUAGUGUAGCAUUUAUAGGAUUUACGAGCUUUCUUUCCCCCGGGAUUACAUACCAAUGUGAUUUCGGAUCUGGGGAUCCGGAAAUGAAGGUAUUUCGGGAGACCAAUGUACCUGGAUUCGAUCGCUCAGAGUUCCAAGUGAAGCAGGUUUUCGUUACUAGCAAAGAUGGCAACAAGUUCCCAAUCUUCAUUGGGUCGAAGAAGGACAUAAAACUGGAUGGAUCAAACCCAUGCUUGCUGUACGGAUACGGUGGAUUCAACAUCAGCAUCACUCCGUCAUUCAGUGUGACCCGGGUAACACUCGCCAAACAUUUGGGCGUCGUCUUCUGCAUCGCCAACAUCCGCGGCGGUGGAGAGUACGGCGAGGAAUGGCACAAAGCAGGGUCACUAGGCAGUAAGCAGAACGUCUUCGAUGACUUCAUCUCUGCCGGUGAGUACCUUGUGUCAGAAGGCUAUACUCAGCCGAAGAAGCUAUGCAUUGAAGGUGGGAGCAACGGUGGCCUCCUCGUCGGAGCCUGCAUGAAUCAGAGGCCAGAUUUGUUUGGUUGUGCGCUGGCUCAUGUUGGCGUCAUGGACAUGCUACGAUUUCACAAGUUCACAAUUGGGCAUGCUUGGACUACUGACUAUGGCUGUUCGGACAAAGAGGAAGAGUUCCAUUGGCUGAUCAAGUACUCUCCACUGCACAAUGUGAGGAGACCAUGGGAAGUGAGCCCCGAUGUUCAGUACCCUCCGACCAUGUUGCUGACCGCCGAUCACGACGAUCGGGUUGUUCCAUUACACUCUCUCAAGCUGUUGGCGACGUUGCAGCAUGUUCUGUGCACCAGCUUGGACAACAGUCCGCAGACCAACCCGAUCAUCGGCCGGAUCGACCGGAAGUCCGGCCAUGGCGCCGGCCGUCCGACUCAGAAAAUGAUUGAUGAAUCGGCGGAUCGGUACGGGUUCAUGGCGAAGGUGGUGAAUGCAACGUGGACUGAGUAGAAUUAGAAACACGAAGGAGAGCGGCAUCUCGAUCAGAGUUUUCCACUUGGUGUUUAUUCCGUUGAUGGAACCGUUUGGAUUAUGCCAUCGGAACGGUAGCUUUUUUUUUUUAGGCUCUCCUUGUAAGAUAUGGUAAAUGCUCUGGUUUUUAGAACAUUUAUGGCCGUGGUGGGCGCCAACAAGGAAAUGAUUGUACAACUUGUUACAUUAUUAUCAUUAUUAUAUUAGGUGAAGCGCAACUUGUUAUACCUGAUUGCAUACAAUGGAUGAUUAUUCGAAAUCUUAUCCCUUAUAAUGAAUACUUGCCAAUACC
Messenger RNA from Linum trigynum, 4488 nucleotides. Lineage: Eukaryota; Viridiplantae; Streptophyta; Magnoliopsida; Malpighiales; Linaceae. The record is from the annotation of a GenBank genome assembly.